Molecule: messenger RNA, 1161 nt
Organism: Archocentrus centrarchus (flier cichlid)
Lineage: Eukaryota; Metazoa; Chordata; Actinopteri; Cichliformes; Cichlidae
Gene: uchl3
Product: ubiquitin carboxyl-terminal esterase L3 (ubiquitin thiolesterase)
Biological process (GO): protein deubiquitination; ubiquitin-dependent protein catabolic process
Cellular component (GO): cytoplasm
Molecular function (GO): cysteine-type deubiquitinase activity
Source: RefSeq, a predicted model, not a curated record
GACGCGGAAGCGAAUCACAGCUGUCAAACAGAUUUGAUUAUAAAUCGGACUCAUCUCUCCAUUAGCGGGAAAAUAUCACUUAUCACUGCUUUAAAAUGGAUUCCCCACGUUGGCUGCCUCUGGAGUCGAACCCAGAAGUCAUGACUAAAUUUGUCAGUUGUUUGGGUAUGAAGUCAAGCUGGCAGUUUGGGGAUGUGUAUGGAUUGGAUCCAGAGCUUCUCAGCAUGGUACCAAGACCAGUGUGCGCAGUGCUACUCCUCUUCCCAGUGACAGAGAAGUAUGAGGCAUUUAAGCAAGAACAGGAGGAGAAGCUCAAAGAUCAGCCUCAGGAGGUAUCUCCAGGCGUCUACUUCAUCAAGCAAACUAUUGGAAAUGCUUGUGGAACGAUAGGAUUAAUUCACGCUGUGGCAAACAACCAGGCACUCCUGGAAUUUGAACCUGAUUCUCCUAUUAAGAAAUUUCUUGAACAAACCUCUAAAAUGACCCCUGAGGAGAGGGCUGCCUUCCUGGAAAAAGAUGAGAGUAUACGUGUUACACAUGAAUCCAGUGCACAGGAAGGGCAGACUGAGGCCCCAAGUUUAGAUGAGAAAGUGAAUCUGCAUUUUAUAGCUUUUGUGAAUGUUGGUGGGCACUUAUAUGAAACGGAUGGCAGCAAGUCUUUCCAUAUUGUCCAUGGAACAACCUCAGAAGAUACUUUCCUUGAGGAUGCUGUAGAGGUUUGCAAAGUCUUCAUGGCUCGUGACCCUCAGGUCCGUUUCACCAUCAUUGCCCUCUCUAAAGAUUCAUACCUGAGGAAACAACUCUUUUUGACCCUAGAAACAAAGACAACAUUACUGCCAAACAUUCUUAAGUGCUGACUUUAUUGAAUUUUGUUUGUUUCAAAUGCUAUAGCAAGUUGAAGUGUGGGGGGAAAAAAUGUCAGGGAUAACCUUGUAAAGUAAUUUUCACUUGUGUUGUCCAUAGUUGUUACACAGUUAAAUUAAUUCUAAAGCAAACUGAGUGCUGCUUGCCACUAAAGUAUUUCUCAUUAAGAUCAGAAUCUUCUGCUGACAUCUCUAAAUGUCAUACAGAUAUUGGCUGUACUAUCUCAACACUGCACUACGGUUUGUUUUACUUUGCGUUUGGCAUUUUAGUGAAGAAGGAAAUUUAUCAAAAGUUUCA